AUGGAUCUCUCACGCAUACUUACCGCCAACAUCGACGGCCGAACCCAGAACACGCGAUACCGCCAAGCACAGUUCCAACGCCUCCAGUCUACCCUAGUUGAGCAUCUCGCUGAAAUCCAAGAUGCGAUCCGCGCCGACUCCGGUCAUACACAGCAGGAAAUUCGGGCGGAGGUUGUACUGGCCCUGCAGGAGCUUCGCACGCACUAUACGUCGUUGAGCCUCGCGAAAGAUCUAGAGGUCGAAUAUCGCAUCGCGCAAGGAAGGGACAACGUGGAUGGCUGGCGCAGUGCUGGUAUCGUCUAUAUCGUGCCAUGUGUCCAUACUUUGUUUUUCUCCGUCAUAUCUGCUUUGACCGCAGCCCUUGCGGCAGGAAACUGUAUCGUUCUUGAGCUUCCCCAAACUAUGUUGGCUUUGCCUGCUCUUCUACGUCAAAUUCUACCAGAUGCGCUGGAUCAUGAUACUUUUGCCAUUACAACCCAACGGCCCGAUAGCUCGUUCCUAAGCAAAGCACUGAUGGUUAUCCAGACCGAUUCUGAUGCACCCAGUGGUAUCCUUUCGCCCGCGACAGCAAGGACUGUCGCGGUUGUCGAUCGUACAGGUAAAGUCGCUGAAGCCGCGCAGGCACUUGUCGCGGCACGCUUUGCGUUGGGCGGUCGAUCCCCGUACGCGCCCGAUGUCGUACUGGUAAAUGAGUUUGUGAUGAAGCCUUUCGUGGAGUCAGUGAUUCAGCAUGCAUCCAAGUAUCUUGCUGGUGAGAAUGGUGAGGCUCGGCAAGGAUCGGGCUCGUCUCGACGAUCGGGAUUGCUUGAUUCGAUCACCAAGGACCGAAGUGCACGAGUGCUCGUUUCUGGAAGCAACUGGGGAAUUGUCGAGGUCCAAGAUCGGAACUCCUCUUUGCUUCUGAAGAAGAUCGAUGAGAAGGUCUUGCUAGUGCAUCCCGUCACUAGCUUGGACGAUGCCAUUGAUGUCAACUUCAAUCAAACCUUGGCUGCCACUUAUGCCUUUGCGGCGCCAGCCUCGGCCAAAUACUUGACUCAAUUUAUCGAUGCCGACAUCUCGUGGGUCAACCACGUCCCGGCCCACAUGCUAGUUGGACCGGCGAUUCCCCGAAACACACCGUACAAUGCGCAAACUCGCUAUUCGACCGCUCAAUUCCAGCGACCGCGCCCCCAGCUGAUCUCGGCUGCGACCCCAGCACAGGCGGCGCAGACUAUUCUCGACGGUGCUAAUAUGGUCAAAUCUGACUUACUCUGGCGGCAAGCUAUUUCUCCAUUACCCUCUACGAAUCAGCGGCCGGGAUUCAAGAUUGGGUACUUUGAACAAGGCAUCAUCUCCGGUGGGUUGAUCACGCUGGCAUCGGUGGUGGCAACAGUGUCUACGCUGGGAUAUUAUACAUGGGUUUUUGUCCGGGCGCGAUCAUAG
Molecule: messenger RNA, 1422 nt
Organism: Penicillium pulvis
Lineage: Eukaryota; Fungi; Ascomycota; Eurotiomycetes; Eurotiales; Aspergillaceae
Exons: 4
Coding region: 1-1422 (473 amino acids)
Molecular function (GO): oxidoreductase activity, acting on the aldehyde or oxo group of donors, NAD or NADP as acceptor
Source: RefSeq, a predicted model, not a curated record